GUUCAUUCACAAAAUUUGUACACGUUUAUCGCGUUAUUUUUCAUUUAACCUUUAGUCUCAGAGUGUAUACUAAGAGCGCGCAUCAUUUGCGGUGACCGGAGGCCGGCGGAUGUGAUAAGUCCUGUUCAUGACGAUAAAACCCAAGAGCGAAAUAAUUGUGUUUCGGCAACAUGAAUACAACGAUUUUUUCCAUCGUUGUUCUUUAUUUAAUUUCUACUAAUGCAGAUCCUGGGAAAUCGAGUACUAUCGAAAUUCGGGAAUGGGAAAAUAAUUUGAUAAAGGACGAACUGUCAUGCAUAAAUAGCACAGGGGUAAGUUUAAGCGUGAUAGAAAGAACAAAAGUUACUCUAGAAUUACCAGAAGACGACCCAAAGUAUAAAGAAUAUUUAAAAUGUUUUUAUACGAAAAGAGGCUAUCAAAACGAUUCAGGGGAAGUUCUUUAUGACAACAUCAAGAUAAUGAUACAUCAAUUUACUAACGCAACUGAAGCGACAAGAAUAAUAGACUUGUGCAAAGAAAUGAGAGGAGCAACUGCUGAAGAAAACGCCUUUGUCGCACAAAAAUGUUUAUUAAACCUGUUUCACCCCAAAACGGAGGAAGAAGAGAAAACGCAAGAAUAACAAUUUUUAAAGAAGAAACUUACGAUUUAAAGCUCAUUAUUUUGAUGGCAAGGCAUUAAUGGAUGUUUCACAACUUCUAGAAUUAAUCAAUUUGACUUUUUUGUGACUUCGUAGAAAACGCGCAAUCUGCAAUAAUUUGAAAAAAUCAAAUUUCAUUCGUCAGCACCUUGGAAAGUGAUAGAAGUUGUAAAAAGAUGAAUAAAUUAUGUUUACCUAUUAUUCAUUUAGUAACAAAUGUCCGACUACAGUAUUUUGUUAUAUUUAUGUAAAAAUUUAAAAUGUAAAAAUGAUUGCUAAUAUUUGUAACUAUCAGAUAUUUUUAAAUUAAAUGUUCUGUAAAACUUUAA
Messenger RNA from Agrilus planipennis (emerald ash borer), 967 nucleotides. RefSeq lists its product as uncharacterized. The record is from RefSeq and is a predicted model, not a curated record. The transcript is spliced from 2 exons. Gene Ontology annotation, molecular function: odorant binding. NCBI's taxonomy places the organism in Eukaryota, Metazoa, Arthropoda, Insecta, Coleoptera, Buprestidae. Gene Ontology annotation, biological process: sensory perception of smell. Bases 171 to 620 code for a protein of 149 amino acids.